GGCGUGUCCACAGGUGAGCGACAGUCGAAGAGAACGCACAUUAUGACAACAGUUGUCUAAAUGCUGUCAUAAAUAAUAGCGGAGCGACUUGUAGUGUAAAAUGAUAUAAAAGAAGGGGACGUCAACCAUGGCGACUUUGGGAGUAUGCUGCGCCAACCUCAAAGACAGCAAAUCCCUGAUGAAGAUGGGCUUGAGUCUGGUGCUGGUGGGCCACGUCAAUUUCCUGCUCGGAGCUCUGGUGCACGGUGUUGUGCUCAGGCACACCACUUUGCACAUCGAGGCUCGCAUUAUGGUGUACGCCAUCGCUAAUGUCAUCGCCAUUGUGGCGGGCCUCAUGGGAAUUAUUGGAGGAAUAAUUGCCAUUGUCCUUUCUAAAAACAAGAAGAGCAGGAUUCUGAAGUGGGUCCUGUUGGUGUUCAGCUUCCUGGCUGGUCUUUUGGCCGUCGCCUCCACUUUGGGCCUGCUGGCUUCCGUAGUGACCGCUAUUCUUCAUAAAGGACAGAGCUUGAUGACACACUGCACUCAGCUCAAGAAUAAUGUUGAGUCUUCCAGCAUCACCUACGAAUGCCCCUUUGACCCUACCCGCAUCUAUAGCACCACAAUAAUCCUUUGGGUGCCGCUCAUCUUGACAUCCGUGUUGGAAAUGGUGUUCUCCUUCCGCUGCUUCGCUGCGUGUACGUCCUUCCUGUACCUGUGUCCAUGCAGACGAAGGCGGCCUUUGGCAAAGAGGGUCCGCAUCCAUAAGCAUGCUGUAAUUCCCCAAUCGCCUCCAUCUGAACAGCCGACCGAGCUCGAGACUGCAGCUGUGGAACAAGAUGAGCUGCUGGAUAGCGGCGCAGCAGCGGAGCAGAGCCACUGGCUGUGAGGACGUUAGGUUGGAAAGUACUGGACUCAUUACUACAUUUUGAGUGAUGACAUUUGUGGGACUUGAACUACCAACUGCAAUGUCUUACAUAUUUUUCUAUACAUGCAGUAGUUGUUUUUUUGUACUUGUUAAAGCACUGCUUUUUUACUAUACCUACCAUUUAUGUAUUAAAAUUGUUACAACAGAA
This is a messenger RNA of Nerophis lumbriciformis (worm pipefish), 1052 nucleotides long. It is a transcript of the gene tmem54a, whose product is annotated as transmembrane protein 54a. The record is from RefSeq and is a predicted model, not a curated record. Lineage: Eukaryota; Metazoa; Chordata; Actinopteri; Syngnathiformes; Syngnathidae.